Molecule: messenger RNA, 1323 nt
Organism: Emiliania huxleyi CCMP1516
Lineage: Eukaryota; Haptophyta; Isochrysidales; Noelaerhabdaceae
Exons: 2
Coding region: 1-1323 (440 amino acids)
Biological process (GO): amino acid transmembrane transport
Molecular function (GO): amino acid transmembrane transporter activity
Source: RefSeq, a predicted model, not a curated record
AUGGACGUGAAGCUCCUGCCAAGGGAGGCUCGCACCGACAGUGGCAGCCCGGCCCGCGGCGAGCCGGGGCUCGGCGACGGCCUCGCCGCUGGGAAAGCGGUUGAGCGGUCGUCGAGCGCGUUCCUUGUGUCUGGCACCUCCAGCCUGCGCGCCGUCACCUUCAACUGUGCGUGCACGGCGCUCGGGACGGGCAUCCUCGCCAUUCCGCACGUGCUGACGGAUGUCGGCCUGGUGGGCGGCAUUCUCCUCCUCGCUUUCGUCUGGUUCAUCACUGAGCGGAGCGCGUCCUUCAUCGGGAUCGCCGCGGAGCUCUCGGGCGAGAACCUCUACACGGAGAUCGUCAAUGCCGUAUUUGGCCGCGCCGGAGGCUACCUCACCGGCGUCGUCCUCGUGCUGUACUGCUUUGGCGCCUGCAUCGGCGGCCUCGUCGUCAUCAAGCAGCUCUUUCCGACGGUCCUCACCUUCGCUGCGACGGCGCUGAUGCUCGCUGGAGCCGUCGUCUUCCUUGUCCCGCUCUGCGCUCUCCCCUCGAUGGAGGCUCUCAAGUUCACGUCGGUCUCGUCGGUCGUGCUUCAAUUCGCAAUCGUGGGAAGCGUCGUGCUGGCAGCCGUAGCCACGAGCGAGGAGAAGGGCGACGUCGACCCCGUGCCCUGGAUCGGCCUGUCGCCCCUCGCGUGGAUGCGCUCGACGCCGGUCGUCACCUUUGCCUUUCAGUUCCACCAAAACGUCCCGUUUGUCUUGCAAGAGCUACGGCGGGACCCGAGCGAUUCCAAGUGGGCGACCAAGCGGGAAAAGCUGCAGACCGGGAUGCGAAUCGCGGGCGGCACGUGCUUCCUGCUCUAUGCAACCAUCGCCGUCGGCGGCACGCACGCCUUUGGCAUGGCGGUUGACAAGAAUGUGCUCGUGUCGCUGAGCACGCCGCGCGGGCUGGAGCUGGUGCCGGAGGCGCUCGUCGCCGCCGUGCAGGGGGCGAUGACCGCCAUCAUGGUGUUUGUCUUUCCGCUCAACGCCUUUGGACUGCGCGUCGGGGUUCACGAGCUCUUCCUCGGCGGCGGCGACGAGACGAGCCGUCAGCGCUGGCUCACGACCCCAACUUCGUCGAUGGGCCUGUUUGAGACUCACUGGUAUCGACUUCCCCGGCAAUCGGCGCGAUGGGCCUUAUUUGGGCGCCGACGCUCGGGGUCGUCUGGCAACGGCACCGGGAGCUCGAGACGCAGCUCUCGGGGCCAGCCAACCCAGGAGUCGAUUUUAGGACCAAUCUCAAUGACAAUCGAUAUCAACAUGAACGACGGGGACUCGGACGCGAUGGAUAAUCGGAGAUAG